Anguilla rostrata (American eel) is the source of this 2588-nucleotide messenger RNA. It is a transcript of the gene agbl4, whose product is annotated as AGBL carboxypeptidase 4. Gene Ontology annotation, molecular function: zinc ion binding; metallocarboxypeptidase activity. The transcript has 13 exons. The record is from RefSeq and is a predicted model, not a curated record. NCBI's taxonomy places the organism in Eukaryota, Metazoa, Chordata, Actinopteri, Anguilliformes, Anguillidae. Gene Ontology annotation, biological process: protein side chain deglutamylation; proteolysis. Bases 21 to 1526 code for a protein of 501 amino acids.
CAUUGCGUUACCGUGGCAACAUGCUACUAGCGUCGCGUGCUUGUGUUGUGACCAAGAUGGAAAGAAAGAUGGAGGAGAAUAUCAGAGACCAUGAAACUGGCGGUGAAGCUGGAGGUGAAGAUGCUUUAGUUGGCAACGUCAACAAGCUGCUUGCCACCCCACAAGGCUACACGGGUGUUCCUCGGAAGGGUCACCUCAUCUUCGAUGCGUGCUUCGAGAGUGGUAAUCUUGGUCGUGUGGACUACAUCAGCGAGUUUGAGUAUGACCUGUUCAUUAGGCCAGACACCUGUAAUCCGCGCUUCAGAGUAUGGUUUAACUUCACCGUGGAGAAUGUGCGAGAGACACAGAGGGUGAUCUUCAACAUCGUCAACUUCAGCAAGACCAAAAGCCUCUACCGGGACGGGAUGUCUCCAGUGGUGAAGUCCACAAGUCGACCCAAAUGGCAAAGACUUCCCGCCAAAAACGUGUACUACUACCGCUGUCCGGACCACCGCAGGAACUACGUGAUGUCCUUCGCCUUCUGCUUCGACCGCGAGGACGACGUGUACCAGUUCGCCUACUGCUACCCGUACACCUACUCCCGCCUGCAGCACUACCUGGACAGCCUGGAGCGCAGGAACCUCGACUACCUGCAGAGGGAGCUGCUGGGCCUCAGCGUGCAACAGCGACGCCUUGACCUCCUGACCAUCACCAACCCCGCCCACCUGAAGCCUGAGCAGGAGAAGAAAGUGGUCUUCCUGACUGCUCGCGUGCACCCUGGAGAGUCUCCCGCCUCUUUCAUAUGCCAAGGUGUGAUCGACUUCCUGGUCAGCCAACACCCGGUGGCUCGAGUUCUCCGCGAUCACGUGGUGUUCAAAAUCGUUCCGAUGCUCAACCCCGACGGUGUCUACUUGGGUAACUACAGGUGCUCCCUGAUGGGCUUUGACCUGAACCGCCACUGGCAGGACCCCUCCCCCUGGGCCCACCCGACCCUGCACGCCGUCAAGCAGCUCAUCGUCCAGAUGAACCAAGACCCUAAGGUCAGCCUGGAGUUCUACAUUGAUGUCCAUGCCCAUUCCACCAUGAUGAACGGCUUCAUGUACGGGAACGUGUUUGAGGAGGAGGAACGCGUCCACCGGCAGGCAGUCUUCCCCCGGCUGCUGUGCCACAACGCGCCGGACUUCUCUUUCUCCAGCACGUCUUUCAACCGCGACGUGGUGAAGGCGGGGACCGGGCGGCGCUUCCUGGGCGGCCUGCUGGACGACACGUCCUACUGCUACACCCUGGAGGUCUCCUUCUACAGCUACCUGGCGGCCGGCAGCAGCGCCCCCGUGCCCUACACGGAGGACUCCUACAUGAAGCUUGGCAGAAACGUGGCACGUACAUUUCUGGAUUACUACAGGCUUAACAAUCUGAUUGAUGACAAUAAGCCCACACAUCUCAGCAACAGCAGUUUGGAUGGGCAAUCCUAUCAUCAGGGAAAUGGACGGAACCAAGAUGGAGAAAAGGGAGAGAGGAGAAUCCAUGGAAGUAAAGAAGACUUUUAGAUUCUCAACAAUAUCACCAUAAAUGGCAGUGCAUAUCAAGCUGGGAAGCUAUGAGCCAGAGACAAAAGUUUCCUUACUGAUAGGCAUCAUCAAAUCCUUCAUCAAAUAAGGAGGGGACAUGGAUAACUGCAAAGAUUUUCUCCUGAAGCCUCUAGGCCUACAGUUAUCCAUUAACAUUUGGAUAACAGUUUUAAUGCACAGCGAAACAUCUGUCCUAAAUACAUCCUCAUAGCAAGUCGUUGUAUGGUUAUGUGAUGUCAGGCAGACUUAUUGUGGUUCCGUCUGUGGCCUUCAUGUUCUUGUGCAUAGUGUUCCACAGCAGUUUGGUUUCUUCAUAUUCUGACCUUUAAUUUAUUUUUUAUGAUUAUUCGGACAGCAUGGGUGUAUGUUUGUACAAAAUCUUUACUUUUAUCUUGAAUUUCAUUUUGAGUGGUGUUUUAUUGUAUUCCUUGCAGGCUAUGGAAUGUUUUAAUUUUAAAUAACUGAAGAAGUGAGCCUUGCCUGAAGUCUCAUAUUUGAGUUGCAUAGGGCAAUUUUCAGAAGCAACACUGUACCGAAAAAAAAAACUGUUGUUCUGUAUGUUUUUUUUCUUUUGGAUGACUUUGAAGUCUUUUCAGCUCAAUAAUUUGUAAACUAAAGGUUUUCAAGCAAGCAUACUUAAUCAGACAGCUCAGAAACACAAAAAUGGACUUUGUCAAAGAUUCCUCUCCCCAGGGUAUCUGUGCAAAAAUGAAGUUUGAUGUCCAUUUGCUGUCCUUCCUCCAAGCGUAUAGGCUGUAAAUGUCUUUUAAACCUUCCUGCACAGUACACCGAAUGCUUUUCCCAGCACGGUAUAAAAUAUGAACCAUGGGAUUUGCUCCCCACAAAAGGCAUUGAAAAGUGGGGGGUGAGACAGAGAUAGCACAAGCUAUCAGUCAAGAGUGGCGUGAAGAACAACAUGUAUUUUUCAGGCCAGUCAUUUGGAAUAAGCGCGGCAAUCAGUCAGAAAGAACAUAAACAAAUUAGUUUUGCUUUUUACACGGUAGACAAAAAGAUGGAGUUCUAAUAAAAACUGAGGAAGAA